AUGUCGGGACCUUACCAUGACAAUGGUGCUACUGGAUCGGGGUCCCCAAAUAACCUUACAUCGACCCAGCACCUUCAACCAACAUCACCGCCACAGUCCGACCAGGGUAACCCAACCUCUUCUUUUCUAAACGCGUCAAAUACAUCUUUUAUCGAUGACUCAACUCAGGACUCCGACGAUGCUACAAAUUUUGCAGCUCUUUUCCAGCAGAUUCAAGAGGAGCAGUCUGGUGAAACAGGUUCGCAAGCAAACACUGACGAAGAUAAUAAUACUUCUGCCGAGAUUGAUUCGGUUGCUGCUGCCCUCAGCGAGCAAAUUUUACGCGCAUUAAACUCAUCUCUCGCUGAUGCUACUGACAACGCGUCAAAUGAUGAAAAUGAUGACUUUUCAGCAGAUCCUCAUCUUUCUCAGUCAUCAUCUGCACAUCUUCAAGAUCCAGUUCGCCAGGAUCCAUCUCAAAAUGUUCCGGAAACGCUACCCCCGCCGUCGCCACCCCCGAGAACUGAUAAUACCCAAGAUGACAACAACCUUGCUACUGAUCUCGCAGAGGUCUCAGAUAUUGAUGUUCAACAACUUUUGGCUUCAGUCUCUGCCCUAACUCAAAAUCUAGAAGAUGACUUAACCCAAGAACCGACUCAACCUGAUAUUUCUCAUAAUCAUGACAUUACAAGUAGCCUUAACUUUCUUCAGAACCAACUUGCAACCAUAGAUACAACAGAAGCUUCUCCGCAACUUUCUAGCUCAGAUCAGUCUAUAACUAUAGAGAAUAACUCAACUAAUUCAUUUUCAGAUGAUGCACUUCUUUCUCAGAUUAGCGAUGCUUUAUCGCGUAACGCUGCUCUGGCAGUCCCUGAAAAAGUUGAAGACACAAACACCAUUAACAACUCCACCUCUCCCAUAGAUCUUUCGGAAUUUUAUGGUGCUGAUUCUGCCAUGGCUGCAACUAUUGAUUCUGCCGCUGGAGCUGCAGCAGAAGCUCUUGUCAACGCUGUAACGACAAAUAACGGAAUGCAUAUCGACCCUGAUGACUCAACAGAUGCUUCAACUGACAACUUUAAUGAAAUUAUUCUUAACGCUCUUAAAAUGGCCCUUGAUUCAACAAAUGAAUCAACAUCUGACCAACUAGAGCCACUUUCUCAGGCAUUUUCUGCUCUUUCUUCUCUACCCUCUAAUGACCACUCUAACGAUAAUAAAAAUAAUAAUAAUAAUAAUAAUGACCACUUAAUGAUUGAUGAUAACAAUGACCUGAAAAAUACUACCCCUGCCAAUAUACUGGAUUCAACUUUAAACGAGACAAUAGAUGAAAAUGAAGAUGAUGUGGCCCAAAGCCUUAAGUUUCUUUCAGGUAUUCUCAUGCAGGCUGAAAAAGCUGAUACAGAACAAGAAGACGUAAAUAUGUUAGAUGCAACAACAAAAACAACUACCAGCGUUACUCCAAAUUUUGUUUCAACUACGAAAACUCCGAUUCAGGCUCCUCCUAAAAAUUCAUUUGCAUCACCGAUUCCUCGUACUCCUUUUCAGCCUGUUGGCUCGCCAGCUUCUGUCUAUUCUCCAGCUCCCAAGAUCUCUGUUCCGGUUACUAAACCAGCCCUUAAACCAGUAUCAAAGCCCGCACCUUCCUCUACUCGCAUAGGACCUACUCAACCACGUGAAACAACUCAAGUGCCUCCUCCUCAAACAAGAGUCUCUACACCUUCCUCAACUAAUCCUCCUGCGCGUCCACUUCAAAAAAUAGUACAGCCAUCGGCCCCUUCUCGUUCACAACCUGCUCCUGUGCGUAAUCAACAAACUCCAUCUACAAUAACACCUCAUGUACAGCAGUCAUUUCAAAAGGCUCCCCAAAUUCAUAAAUCAUCUCAUUCACAACCUCUUUCAGUACAUAAUGAAUCGACUCCGAUUCCAAUACGUCAGCAGCAGGUUCCUCAAAAGCCUGCAUCUUCUUAUCGGCCUGUACCAACACGCCCAUCACAGCAACAACUUCCACAGGCGCCCCAAUCUGUGACUACACCUCCGAUCCGUCAACCAACUUUAAAUCAGCCAUUGUCAACAUCUUCUCAGAGUUCAAGCUCUGUCCGGCGUCCAUCAGUCCAGCGUCGCCCCUCUACAACUUCUAGCUCACAGCAAGCUCUUCGUCGUCCAUCUAUCUCUUCUGCAGCUCGUCGACGGUCGCGUGCCAACAGUUUCAAAGCCGUUGCUGCAGCUCUGGCAAAAAAGCGCCACUUUAGCUUUGAUGGAAAUCGCUUCGCUAUUGAUGACGACGAUGACGAUGAUGAAAAUGUUCCUGUCUCAGAGUCUCAGCAGCAGGCUAUUAUGGCACAACUGGCAUCUUUGCUUGGCCAGGACUCCGACUUUCUUAUGGGGGAUGAUGAAGCUAUUGAUGAAUCUGAAGAGAUAGACUCUCUUUCACAACCGAAUUCUCCUGAUCUUUCAGCAAUAGAGCAAGAAAUGGCCCAGUCUAUUUUUCGCCAACUUGAGCAACAUUCUCAUUUAUUUACGGAGCCUGAAACACCUAAUAAGCCUCUUCCUGAAUCUGAACCUAUUACUGAGGAACCGGAAGAGGAAGACGAGGGUGAUAUUGAUUUGGAAAAGGUUUUGGCUGAAGCUAUUGGAAAAUCGUUGACUGAACAGAUGCAUCAACAAGAAGAUCAGCCAAAUAUUGUUGAGGAAUCUCAAGAAGGCCCUCUAGACUACAGCUCAGUUUUAAGUGCCCUGCAACAAGCAAUUCAAGAAGCCGCAGAGGAGCAACCCUCUGAGCAUAUGGAUCUAGAUUCUGAAACUUCGGAUAUUGACGAAGAUGUGUUUAAACCAGCUCCUAAACUUAAGCCUGUGGAACACACACAGGAAGAAGAAGAACAGUUUUUGGCGUCUGAUAUAGAGGCUGCUCUUCAAUCGCUUUUGAGCUCUACUGCUGCUGAAGAACCUCAAGAACAACCAGUUGAAAAGCCAAAUUUGCCGCAGCAGCAGCAGCAGCAACCGCAACAGCUUCAACAUUUACUCGAUGAAGAUGAAGAGUCACUUCAAACUGCAACAAUGCUUGUUGAAACCCUUUUAAACUCUGGUCUAGUUAGUUUGGAGCAAAUUGCUGCCCUUGGCCAGCCGGGUGAAAUAUCUGAAGAAAUGCAGCCAGAACCUAUUCAACAUACGCCUCAACUGCAAAUAUCAAUGCCUCAACAGCAAAGAAAACAAGUACCUCCUAUUGAACGGCCUCCUGUUUCCAAUGUGACUUUGAAGCAAGUACCUAAACCAGUAACUAAGACCGCUCCCAGAGUCCGAGAAUCAGGAGCACCACCGACUGCUUCGGCAGCUACGUCUCAACAAAGAGUUCGGAAUGAUGUGGAAGCUGAGCAGCAGUACCGGCUGCACCAGCAACAUCAGAAUGACGUUUUGCAAAUGCAAAACCAGCAACUUCAGUUUCAGCACCAACAGCUCCAACAACUUCAGCAGAAAACUUCUGGGUAUCAUCCUCCACUCCCCCCUUUACCUCCAGCAGUCAUUCCUUCCAUACCUCUUCCGUAUACUAAAACUCAACCAAAACAAACUCAGCAGCCUUCAGUUUCUGUACAGCAAUCGAGGCGUGCACCACCUGUCUCGCAACAAAAACCUACUGCUCGACCGAUACCCGCCGCCACCAAUGCACCAAUUACCGUUUCCCAACAAAGGCCAACACCUGCGGUUGCUCCUCCUUCUACUAUGCCUAAACCCAAGCCAGCUACGGUACCUAUGCCUACUUCCAUUCCUCUUCUAAGUACCUCAGCGCCUUCUGCACCAGCGAUUCAGGCACCUAUGGGAACAACACAGGCCCAGAGUAAGCUUUCAAAUAAAGUACCCUCCGCUUCUGCAGUUUCUUCACCGAUGGCUCCAGUGCUGAAAAAUAUACCGUCUGAAAUACCUUCAACAUCAUCUCUUUUGCAAAAUCAUGCAAUUGUUCAGACACAAACACCAGCUCAAUCUUCUACUCAAGGGGGGGCUUUACCAACUGUUCAGGCUUCUAAAGUUCAUGCUCCAGUUUCAGUUCAAAGAUCAGUUCAACCUCCAAUAGAGGUAUCGAAUGGUCCACCAACUCAACCUAAAUCUACCACCAUAUCUGUCCAGCAAAAGCAGACUCCAAUUCGUACAACACCACCACCACAAUCAGUUAUCACAAUAAGUCCCAGUCCCCCUGAUAUUGCAUCUUCGAACCAAUCCCCGCAGCAAAUAAUUUCUCCUACCCUUUCUCCUUCACCUCCUUUCCAACCUCAGCAACAACAACCUCAGCCACAAGAACAGGGACAGGGACAGCAGCAACAACAAUCUUCUCAACCAGCUCAAAAAUCAUCAGCUGUUGGAUCGAUGUCAAUUGCUGAGACUUUAGCCUUUGCACGAGCCCACAUGAGUUUGAAGCCUGCGGAAAACAAGAUUGAUCCUAUGGUUGCACGGCGCGAAAUGAACCUUGCUGCUUUACGUGCUCGUCAAUCUACACUUGGGGGCUCUUCAGUACUAAGCACUGCACAAGCUCUUGUUUCAUCGGCUAUUGCAGGUGUACGUGCUGCAGCUGCUGUUGGAUCUUCGCCGGCUUCUGCAGGAUCUAAUAGAAAUCUUUCUACAGACAAGUUUCAAACAUCUUUGCGGGCCGCUGGGAUUAAUUCACAGAGUUCUGGUGGUGUUAAGUAUAAGAUGUAUACUCCUGGGCCAUCUACUUCCUCUGGAUCAGGGAGUUCAAUUGGCACUUCAAAUGUCAAUUCUCGACAAGGAGCCUCAGCAUCUUCAAAUCUGGGCAAUACUUUGGCAAAUAGUUUAAGUAAUUUGUCAAUGCGUCCAAGGGCUGCUGCGUCGCAAACCAAGUUUUAUUACUACACGCCCCCAGGUAAGACUGCCGGCCAGUCAUCAGAAAGACCUGCACCAGCGUUUAGUUCAAUUCCUCGGUUCUCUACUGAGCCAACUGCAAUGAAUAAUAUGCGACGGCCAUCUGCAACAGGCUCUGCUAACAACAUGUCAGCAUUACUAAACGCUAACCACCGUAAUUUGGCACGCGACCUUGUAUCAGGCCGUAUGACGCCGGCGUCUACGGCUGCUGCCUCUGCAAUUGCUGCUGCUGCGGUACAAGCUACCGGUUCACGGCGCUCCAGUUCUACCCAAGAUGGUGGCAGCACUGGAGCAACACAGGGUGGAGUUGCUGCAAAUGUGAUUACAGCUUUAUUGCUUGCCAAACAAAUGAUGGCACAGUCUAAUGUAACUAGUGGUGAAGUCUCUAAUUCUAUAGUUGAUGAAGAUGGAGAUGUGCAGAUGGAAAAUACUACCGAUGAGAAUCGCUCCGUUGAUGACCAAACAAUGGAGGCGAUUCAAGAGGCUUUGCAAGCUCUGGGUCGAAGUCUGCAAGAUGGAGAGCCUGGAUCCACUGGAUCGGGGAGUGCUCAAGGUGAAAUGCCUGCUUCAAUCGCUGGCGAGAGAUUUGCGUCAGUGCCAGUAUCUAUGUCACAGCCAGUUGCUUCUGCAGCUUCAGCUAAGCAGCCACCUCUAGAUGAUAAGGCAUUUGAGGUACCAGAUAUGACUGGCAUGACAGAUAAAGAACGUGUUCGUGUGCUAAACCGUUUGCGCAAAAAGCGGUGGCGUUACAACAAUCUUGACCGGAAUCGUGACAAUGAUUUACGUACUCGUGUGGUUCGGCAAGCAACUAAGCUUUAUGGUUCGGAGAAUACUCCUGAGAAACUUGCAUGGAUCGAGAAAGAGUUUAACCAACGCAAAACCCGACGUCGUGAUAGAUCAACGGCCUCCGUGCCUUACACAAUGGUUCAAAAGCCAACUCCAGCAGGGCUUGUUGUGGCUAACCGAUCUGUGUUUCAUCCAGGAAGCACUUCUACUACAACUAUGACAACAGAGUCCUUACCUGGCGGUAAGCUAACGGUUACUCCUGCAUCUUCAUUUGCAAAGCCAGCAACCUCUACGGAUCCAUCUGCAUCAGCGGCGCUUGCUUCAGCCAAACGGAGUGUUGAUGCAUUUAACAAUACAAUUAGCGCACAGAGCAGACAAGUAUUGACGACAAUUGAUUUGACCAAGUCUUCGGAGUCUAACACAUCCGAAACAGCGAUUACAAUUGAAUCCGACCAUGAAGAAGAAACCAACUCAUUGGGUAUGGUAACCCCAUCCCCCAACAAGCGAAAGCGCUCCAUAUCUUCUGACCAGGUCACUUUUUCUGCAAAUACAGGUCCUCCUGCAUCGCUCUCGUUUAAGCCGCAAGUUGGAUUUACCACAGUCCCGCACCCCAAGCUUUCUCGUAUUUCUAGUUCUGUUUCCGGUAUCAGCGCAUACCCGCCACGUACCGUUUUUACAGCAAACUUGCUGCCGUGUCAGAUUCUGCACAACAACUUUAAUGACAAGAGCAUCCCAAAACCGUUGCCAUAUACACCACCUGUUUCUACGCCUAACAAUGGGAGGUUACCACCAGGCUCGGGAGCGUCAAAAAAUUCGUCGCUUCCUUCUACAACUGGCAAUUCUUCUACGAAUGGGACAUCUCUUUUGGGUUCCAGCGGCGUAUCCAUGGGACGUGGAAUUCCCGGGGGACCCACUGCGGGUAUUUCUGCUACUUCUGCUUCUGCUUCUGCUGCUGGAUCCACCUCCAACAAACCAGGAUUUUUAAGUCGUUUCCCCCGGUUUAAUUUAAGUGCAGCAACUCGACCAUCAACUUUGACAGGAGGCAUGGGCCCUGUGAUGAACCUUGGCGGUGGUCCUCCUGCUACACUUUCUGGCGGCAUGCCACCUUCAUCCUUAUCUGGAGGUGGAAUGACUAGUGGGCCAGCCAGUCGAAGUCCCAGCAAAGGAUUAACGCCUCCGUUAUCCAUUUCAAACGGGGGUGGUGUCCUUUCGCGGCAAGUAAUAUUUAACAGCAACACAACUCCUACAACAUCUGGAGGCAGUAUUACAGGUGGAACGACUGGUGCUACAUCUGCUGGUGGGUCUACUGUAGGUGCUGUUGGAUCCGGAACGUCGUCCAGCACUUCAGGCACUUCGUCACCUAGUGGACCUUCGGCUCCGCUUGCUGGGCAUGCUACACCACGGGCUAGUGCUCCGGUCGUGGUUACAGGGCCCAUACGGCCAUGA
Messenger RNA from Magnusiomyces paraingens, 7074 nucleotides. RefSeq lists its product as uncharacterized. The transcript has a single exon. NCBI's taxonomy places the organism in Eukaryota, Fungi, Ascomycota, Dipodascomycetes, Dipodascales, Dipodascaceae. The record is from RefSeq and is a predicted model, not a curated record. The coding region runs from base 1 to 7074 and encodes 2357 amino acids.